AUGUCAUGUGUAACUAAGGAGUCGCCACCAACCAGCAAUAGCAAUGGCAAAAGCAAUAGCAAUAGCAAUAGCAGCUACAACAAUAACAGCAACAGCAAAAGUGGUUCCUGCCACACACAAGCAACAAAAACAACAACAACGGUAAGAGACCGGAAUGGAGGGGAAAUCACCUGGAGAGCAACAAGCGGAAACUGCGGUCUGAUGAAUAUCCCGCAGUGA
Messenger RNA from Drosophila mauritiana, 219 nucleotides. Its product is annotated as probable serine/threonine-protein kinase cdc7. NCBI's taxonomy places the organism in Eukaryota, Metazoa, Arthropoda, Insecta, Diptera, Drosophilidae. The coding region runs from base 1 to 219 and encodes 72 amino acids. The record is from RefSeq and is a predicted model, not a curated record. The transcript has a single exon.